Messenger RNA from Colletotrichum higginsianum IMI 349063, 996 nucleotides. RefSeq names its product NAC domain-containing protein. The coding region runs from base 1 to 996 and encodes 331 amino acids. The transcript has 4 exons. Gene Ontology annotation, cellular component: nascent polypeptide-associated complex; cytoplasm. The record is from RefSeq and is a predicted model, not a curated record. NCBI's taxonomy places the organism in Eukaryota, Fungi, Ascomycota, Sordariomycetes, Glomerellales, Glomerellaceae. Gene Ontology annotation, biological process: protein targeting to membrane.
AUGAUCUUGAGACUUUUGGACGUGCAUGCUUGCUUGCAUUCGCCAUCGAAACCCUACCACGAAGUCAGCGAGUGUGCUACUCCGCCCAGUCCAGAAGUCACUCCAGGACAAUGUCAGGCUCUCUCUCAGCCUUGUAGAAACAAUGGGCAGAAUGUCAUCCCGCCCUUUCGACCUUGCGCGUCUGCACUCUGGGGAUCUGAAAUGGGGACCGACUGUCCAACUGUCUGCUUACCUAAUACACCCCAGUCGGCGGAGGUGCUCCUGUCUGCAGUCAGUGUUCUGCAAACCCUAUCAAUUUUCUACGAUCCCUCCUUCAAACCACAAGCCACCAAAUAUUCCCCCACGUUGAGUCGAGAUUCCCUCGUUCUAAACUUUGUCAACAAAAUGGCCAACCCCCGCGUUGAAGAGCUUCCCGAUGACGAGACCAAGAAGGUCACCGUCGAGGAGCACGAGGACGAGAGCUCCGACUCCGAGAUCGAGGGCGAGGAGGCUGAGGGCCUUCCCUCCGGCUCCACCGCUGUCAUCCACUCCCGCAACGAGAAGAAGGCUCGCAAGGCCCUCGAGAAGCUGCACCUGACGAGAGUGCAGGGCAUCACCCGCGUCACUCUCCGCCGCCCCAAGAACAUCCUCUUCGUCAUCAACAGCCCCGAGGUCUACAAGUCUCCUAACAGCAACACCUACAUCGUCUUCGGCGAGGCCAAGAUCGAGGACCUCAACGCCACUGCCCAGCAGGCUGCCGCCCAGCAGCUCGCCGCUGCCGGUGGUGAGCAUGACCACGCCGGCCACAGCCACGCUGAGCCCAGCAAGGCCGCCGACGCCGAGACCAAGAAGGACGAGGAGGAGGACGACGGCGAGGAGGUCGACGCCGAGGGCAUCGAGGACAAGGACAUCGAGCUGGUCAUGACCCAGGCCAACGUCAGCCGGAAGAAGGCCAUCAAGGCCCUGAAGGAGAACGACAACGACAUCGUCAACUCGAUUAUGGCACUGAGUAUUUAG